This is a messenger RNA of Salarias fasciatus (jewelled blenny), 1289 nucleotides long. RefSeq names its product galectin-8-like. The transcript is spliced from 9 exons. NCBI's taxonomy places the organism in Eukaryota, Metazoa, Chordata, Actinopteri, Blenniiformes, Blenniidae. The record is from RefSeq and is a predicted model, not a curated record. The coding region runs from base 142 to 1083 and encodes 313 amino acids. Gene Ontology annotation, cellular component: cytoplasm. Gene Ontology annotation, molecular function: carbohydrate binding.
AAAAACAACAACAACAAAAAAAAACACCUUUGAAGCGCCGCGCGGGGUGUUUCCCUGGUUUCCGGUGACGUCGUGACGCUCAUCCGACGUCAUAUGAGGAAGUAAACAAAAGGCGGCGACUCACUCCGGUCCUGCGUUAAAAUGUCGACUGCCAGCCCGAGACAGGUGUUCUCCAAGCCGUCGGUGCCCUUCUCGGGGACGGUGCUCGGCGGCGUGCAGGUGGGGGAAAUGCUUCUUGUUCAAGGUUCGGUUCCAUCUGAUGCCGACAGGUUCCAGGUGGACCUGACGUGCGGCGGCAGCGUCCGUCCCCGUGCCGACGUGGCGUUCCACUUCAACCCCCGCCUCAACAAGUCGCUCAUCGUCUGCAACUCGCUGCAGCGGGAGCGCUGGGGCCCCGAGGAGAUCCUGCACCGCAUGCCCUUCAGGGCCGGCGCCGCCUUCGAGGUCCUCAUCCUGGUCCUGCAGGACCGCUUCAAGGUGGCGGUGAACGGGGCUCACACGCUGGAGUUCCGGCAGCGGCUGGAGCUGAAGCGAGUCGACACCGUCUGCAUCUCAGGGAGGGUGGAGGUGGAGGCGGUGGGGGUGCUGCCCCCCAGCUGCACCGUGACGUCUCCAGUCCUCAGUCCAGCCAGUCUGGACACAGAAACGAUGACCAUCACAUCCUCUUCAGGAGACCUGAGGGUCCCCUUCACUGGACGUCUGCAGCCGGGACUCAGAGUGGGACAAAGCAUCGCUGUCAAGGCCCACAUCAAGCCCGACGCACACAGCUUCUGUGUCAACCUGCUCCCUCUGGAAGGUUCCGACAUCGUUCUGCACCUGAACCCCCGUCUGGAGCGGCGCCGCUUCGUCCGGAACUCCUUCCUGUCGGAGAGCUGGGGCCCGGAGGAGACCGGUCUGGACCGGUUCCCCUUCAGCGGGGGGCAGUACUUCGAGAUGAUUGUGCGCUGUGACACACACGUCUUCAGAGUGGCGGUGAACGGCGUCCACCUGCUGGACUACCGGCACCGGGUCCAGGAUUUGAGCCGGAUCAGCCGGGUCCAGGUUCUGGGAGACGUCACUCUGGUCCAGCUGCAGCUGCUGUGAACAGCCCGUCUCCAUGGCAACACCCACAGUCCAGGUCCGCAUCCCAGUCCACAUCCCAGGUCCAAGUCCGCAUCCCAGGUCCAAGACCACAUCCCAGUCCGCAUCCCAGUCCGCAUCCCAGGUCCAAGACCACAUCCCAGUCCGCAUCCCAGUCUGAGUCCGGGUCUCUGCUAAGUUUGAAUUCUGACCAUUAAAAAUAAACUUGA